AAAGCACUUCCAUGGUUUUAGGAGUGGUACGAAAUAUCGUCUCCCCCCUCUCAUACUGUAACAUAACGUAAGGCACAGCAGACAGCAUCAUGUCAGAUUUUCUGGGAUUCAUCUCGGGCUGCUUUGGAGACUCCAAAUCAGCUGCGACUUCAUGGCGUGCGUCAUUGCGCAGCGGCGCGUCCAGCACAUAGUGGUUAAUGGGAAUACGCUGACAGAGCACAACCAGUUGUUUGUGCGGGCAUAUGUAUGCGCUGAUCAGCAGGUGCUGUCUUUAAAAAACACUGGAUGGAAGUGGCGUUUACAGCAACACCAGUCUGACGGAAAACUCUUCUACUACGGACUCUUAUUUCCAGGAUGCGCGGACAAAUGUGACAUGCUCGCUUCGAUCGGCAGAUACAGAUAAACUCCACCUGGCAUCCUCACUCUUUCAGCAGUCAUGGCUCUCUUUGUAUCUGGAGGGACUGUGUUCACCGUCCUCCUCAUUAGCAGGUUGUUAGAGAGCUCGAUGCUCAAUGCAGAAGUGAAGGAAGGAGAGAUUCUGCCUCCUACGAUUCAGAGGCUGAUGAAAGGAUACAACAAGUACCUCAGGCCUUUCUUUGACAAUGGUCCAGUGACGGUGGGUAUGAGCUUGGACAUUGCAAGCAUUGACACCAUCUCAGAGAUCAACAUGGACUACACCGCCACCAUAUUCCUCCGCCAGCGCUGGACGGAUGAACGGUUGGUGUUUGAAGGCAACAAGAGCCUGAGCCUGGACGGGAGGCUGGUGGAGCUCCUCUGGGUCCCUGACACAUUCAUUGUCGACUCCAAGAAGUCCUUCCUCCAUGACAUCACUGUGGAGAACAGGCUGAUCCGCAUCUUCCCCAACGGGACCGUGCUUUACGCUCUGAGGAUUACCACCACUGUGGCUUGCAACAUGGACCUGACCAAGUACCCCAUGGACAAGCAGACCUGCACGCUACAACUGGAGAGCUGGGGCUACAACAUCAAUGAUGUGAUGUUCUACUGGACCAGAGGAAACGAGUCUGUUAGUGGUUUAGACUCUCUCCAGCUGGCUCAGUACACAGUAGAAGAUCACUACACAUCUGUGUCAGAGGCCAUCUAUGAAACUGGCCAUUACCCCAAGCUGGUUUUCCACUUUGAGCUGAAGAGGAGCAUUCUCUACUUCAUCCUGGAGACUUACGUCCCCUCCAGCCUGCUGGUUGUCCUCUCUUGGGUUUCCUUCUGGAUUUCCCUGUCCUCUGUUCCAGCACGAAUUUGCAUAGGAGUGACCACAGUACUGACCAUGACCACGCUGAUGAUGGGAGCCCGCACAUCACUGCCUAAUGCCAACUGCUUCAUCAAGGCCAUAGAUGUCUACUUGGGAAUCUGCUUUAGCUUUAUCUUUGGAGCGCUCAUUGAAUAUGCCGUGGCACAUUUCUGCACCCUAACCCACAGCGAUGCACACAUGCUCAUGUAUGGCCACCACAUGCACGACUUCGACGACGAAAUGAACGGCAUCCUCACCACCAUCUCCACUCACAACAGAGCCAAGAGACGCAAGGAACCCGCCGCCACUCCUUCCUCAGCUCCUGCCUCGACAGAACUUGCCGUCAGGCCCUCCAGCCCCUCGGGCAGCGAGCCGAAGCCCGAGGCGUCGCCUCCAGAGCCCACCAACUGGUGCCUCACUGUUCUGGCCACCCUCCGCAAAAUUCUCCGCUCCAUAAAUUGCUGUCACGUCGAGAACCCCCACCACAUAGACAACUACUCCAGAGUCACAUUCCCCCUGUCUUUCGUCAUGGUCAACCUGCUCUACUGGACAUAUUAUCUGUACUUUUAGCAUUCGCUCGAGUGCAACAUGUGUCCCAGAAAGUGUGAAACGGAGAGUGUACGUAGACAAGACGUGUAUUUUACUGUAUGUAUGUACAGUAAGUGUUAUUUAAGUGUGUUCUGACAUGAGUGUGUACACUUUCUACAUUUGGAUUCAUGAGUGAAGUAGCAUACUCAUGCAGGGUUGUUUUUGGUGAAUAAGGAAUGCGAGUGAUUGCAGCUCCAUUUUAAAUAUUAAUAUGUACUUAAACUGAGCUACUGCUUUAAAUUUCAUAGAGUUGGUUUUGCUAAAAAUAGGACCUAGCUGUCCCUGACAAAGUGAGAUUUGAUAAAUGUUGAUCUGCUUGAAGAUGAGAAUGGCUUUCUAAGAUAAGAAUGGCCAGACUAUCUUCCUUGUAGUAUAUUCAUUUUAAGAUGGAGCUGUAAUUUAAGGCUUGAUGACAGAAUUCGUCAGCACUGUUGAGUGAGAGCAAAUUCCCCUUCCACUUGGAUUCUCUGUUGUGAUGGAUUGAUCACUGAUAUUUUACAACUUCAUCUUCCAUCUCUGCCUGCAGGUACAACUUUUAGAGAGAAAUAGAAAAAAUAAUAGAUGGCAGAAGAUGGAUGAAAAAGACAGACAAGGGAGGUGGAGAACUAACUCUGAGGAGAGUGUGUUAAAAAUUAAAUAGUAGUCUCUCACGGAUAAUCAUUUGCUCACUGUUGAAAUCUCUCCUUUCAUUGUCCCUUCGUUAGUUUUUAGUUGUUUUUUUAUUCACCAAACAGUGCUGUUUCUCUUUGCCUGUGUUUUACCAUCUUUUCACUGACACUAUAAAUGUAGUGGCCUUUGAUCCCUUCAGUUGUCUUCUGGAAAUCUGGCCACCAAGAGCAACUUUAUGGCACUUGUUAUUAUACAAAUCUUUUUCACAAAGGAGGCACCAGGAGCCAUUGACAUAUGAAAUGCAAAAAAGAGUCCAUAUUUCAUAAAUGACUAGCAUAUUAUAAAAUAUUUUUUGUAAUUAAAUAGAGAGAACAAUAUACAUGUGCUAAUAAAUGUCAGAAAUUAUAAAAAGUCAAUGCAUUAUUAAUUAAGAAAUGUUAUUCCUACUUUCUUAUUUUUAGAACUUAUUCUUUUCAAAACCAGAUUAAUUGUUCUAAGAUGUGUCACUUUACUUGUGACCAGAGCAUGCCCCCUUACCGUUUAGGUGAUCAAAUGCCCAUAGUCUCAAAAAUAAAAUUAAUUUAAGAAGCUGCUGCUUGUGACUACAAUAGCUCUGACCACUAUCAAACUGAGUUCAAGGAUUAGCCAUUUUAGCUAGCUGACGAAUUACUUACCUUGUCAGUGUUGUGAUAUCAAAAGAAAGAUUUAAAAUUCUAUCAUGAGCUAAAGACAGCCUUUGUUGUUGGUUGUUCUAGCCAUCAAGAGUUAAGCAAAUAGCUGGCGAGCCUGCCUUGACACUUUGUCGGCAUAUGUGACUAGAGAUUUGGUUUAAAAUAUGAAAAGUUGCUACUUGCUUUAAUCUAAGAAAAAAAUCCAUCCACUGCAGCAUUUGAAGUAAGAUGAGAAAUAUUUUUAAAAAAAAUACUAAACUUAACAUAAAAUUAAAUUGUCGUAAUGAAAAAUACCAUGAGAAACAAAAAGUGACUGUUUGAAAAAAAACAUUUUGAUGCAGUAAAAUUGUAUCUCAUAAUCAUUAAGAGAUAAAAUAACAUAUUGAUAAUGUACUGUUGCAGCUUAUUGGAUCAUGUAUAGAUCUCUGUUUAUUCACAUGAAUAUUUAUUUCAAUAUAUGUUUUUUUGCAACACUUGGGUCUCCGUAAUAACUGACUAUAUAUAUAUAUAUAUAUAUAUAUAUAUAUAUAUAUAUAUAUAUAUAUAUAUAUAUACAUAUAAUAACUGACUAUAUAUAUAUAUAUAUAUAUAUAUAUAUAUAUGUGCGCAGUAUUUCUCUCUUUAUGGACUCCUGGUAGUGUUUCUCAGUGUGCUUUUGUAAUAGAUAAAGCCACAGCUUGAUGUGUUAGACGUUGUAGAGUGAUUUGAAUAUGAAUGAAACGGACAAAAUAUUUCAAGAGGAUGUCGUCAUCUACAUAUUAUCCACAUGGCAAUCUGCCUGGACAUGCUAUGCUUGAGAUGUAACUCCUCUUCUCAGUUUUUAAAGCUAUUGUCACCUUCCACGUUACGAGAAUUGAGCGUUUCAGUUCGGGUGAUACCAGUGACGUGAACCAAAGAACCAAAGAUUCCAAUUUAAUUUCACCGUUCUUCUUGGUUUCCCUUUAGUUCCUACGAGACUUUAAGUGCAUUUUCAAAUGUUAAUAUCAUGUUUGUUAUUCAUCAGAGAAUUCUCAAAUAGCAUGCAGUCAGUGAGCAGAUAAACAUAACACUUCAUAUUCCAGACAGGAUUCUGUUGAACGACAGAGAUGCAUGUCUAUUUCUUGCUGUAUUCAAUAUUGCUGUGACAUACUCUCACUCAUUUAAAUGAAAGCAGUUUAUUAGACCAUUUAGCUGGAAUGCAAGUCUCAAGGAUCCAUUUUGAAGAACUACCUGUCUGUGUGUAAAGACAAGCUAUACCGUCACUAUAUAUUUAUGCUUCAUGGACUUAUUUUAGCUCCAUUGCUUUCCAUGUUUGAAUAUAUUUUUGAAUAUACCAUCAGUUAUCAAACUUUUUGAUUGUUCUCUUUGCCUGAUAAUAAUAAAACUAGGAAUUUUUUAGUUCAUGUUCCUUCUGCAUGAUUAUCAAGUACAACUUUGUUUCUUCUGCUUUGUUUGAUUUCACUUUGGUUUAUCAUGAUGGAGGAGAAUCACCAUUCAAUGCUAAACUGAGGCUAUUGUGAGGAUUAGAUGUAUAGUUUGUUUGAUUUGGGGUCUCAUCUGGUUCCAAAAGUGCUCAGACUUCUGUUCUCAUUUUCCGUUUUUUGAACUUUUGAAAGAACAAGUGACCAGUGACGAUGUUGUCUUGCCUCCAGCUGAGCUGUGUCUCUGCUGUGGAAGUCAGUGAGCACUGACACGUUGAAAAGGCCAACGUGAUAAAACACAGAUUGUCAGGUUUUUUACAAUAUAGCACCACCGUUGAAGUUUUGAUAGUAUUCUUCUCAGUGACUAGUACAAUAAAUGAAUGCCAAUAUGGAGCCAAAGAAGCACAAGAGCAACCAGUAAAGCUUCCUGUAGGUGUGGAUGCAUAUAGAGCGCCAAGCACUAGAGUAUCAGCACGGUAUGGCUCCUCGAUUGCAACUACAUUAUCAGCGUGAGUUUUGCUCCAAAUGGACAGCAUUUUGGACGGUUAUAAAUACCCAAGGAAGGAGCGAACAAGACAAUAUGGGCAGAAUUGCCAGGACAUAUUUGGAGUAACUUUCCCGCAACAGAAAAACUGGGGAAAUGGCUACCAUUGGAUUGCCCUUUCUUUUCCUGUUGUGGGACUCGUCAAUUUUAUCUUCCAGGUGACAGUGGCUACCAACCUCACAGUUCCUGGCACAUCUUAACGUGAAAUGUAUUUAUAUGCUGUAGUACCAUGUUAAUAUAGGCCCAUGUUUGCUUAACCUGUUGUAAAUAAAUAGUAACACUAUGCAUGUUUAUUUGGUGUAUGAAUAUGAAAGAUAGCAAUAAAAGAGGUUUGACGUG
Molecule: messenger RNA, 5397 nt
Organism: Acanthochromis polyacanthus (spiny chromis)
Lineage: Eukaryota; Metazoa; Chordata; Actinopteri; Pomacentridae
Gene: gabrzb
Product: gamma-aminobutyric acid receptor subunit pi
Exons: 10
Coding region: 437-1816 (459 amino acids)
Biological process (GO): chemical synaptic transmission; monoatomic ion transmembrane transport; nervous system process
Cellular component (GO): membrane; synapse; neuron projection
Molecular function (GO): GABA-A receptor activity; neurotransmitter receptor activity; extracellular ligand-gated monoatomic ion channel activity
Source: RefSeq, a predicted model, not a curated record